Messenger RNA from Apis laboriosa (Himalayan honeybee), 2067 nucleotides. Its product is annotated as zinc finger protein-like 1. The transcript has 3 exons. The record is from RefSeq and is a predicted model, not a curated record. Gene Ontology annotation, cellular component: Golgi apparatus. Bases 157 to 1119 code for a protein of 320 amino acids. Lineage: Eukaryota; Metazoa; Arthropoda; Insecta; Hymenoptera; Apidae.
AUAUGGAAGCCGCAUCAUAUAAGAAGCUUAAAUUUUUGUAAGGCCACGAUAUGUCAUGUGAAAAUACAUAUUUGUAAAAGUGUUUUUAAUUAACUAGUCUUUUACCGAAUUGUUAUAAUUUAUUUAAUGUUAUAAAUACGUUAUUUUAUUAUAAUUAUGGGAUUGUGCAAGUGUCCGAAAAGAAGAGUUACAAACCUAUUUUGUUUUGAACACCGUGUCAAUGUUUGUGAACAUUGUAUGGUCACAAAUCAUCCAAAGUGUAUUGUUCAGUCAUAUAUUUUGUGGCUUCAUGAUCAUGAUUAUAAUCCAAUUUGUACAUUAUGUUCAGUAAAUUUAAGUGAAGGAGAUUGUGUACGAUUAACAUGUUAUCAUAUGUAUCAUUGGACAUGUUUGGAUAAAUAUGCCAGAGAAUUACCAGCAACUACUGCACCAGCAGGAUAUACAUGUCCAACUUGUAAAGAACGCAUAUUUCCAGAUUCAAAAUUAGUAUCUCCUGUAGCAGAUGUAUUAAGAGAAAAAUUAGCAGGAGUAAAUUGGGCACGUGCUGGUUUAGGUUUACCUUUGCUCAGUGAAGAUAGGGAACAAAAACCAGAACAAGAGCAUCCUUCAUUAAGAAUUGAAACUACAUCAUAUCAAAAUCAUACAACUUCAUCACCAUCAACAACUACAUCACGUUCUAUUAGCAAUGUUAAUUCAGUUCAUACUAAUAUAAAUAAUGUGCAUUUAAAUAAUCAAAAAGUUGGGCCACCCUAUUCAAUUGUAAAUAUUGAUUCGUCUAUGGGAUUAUCACAACCAACAUCAAGAAAAGUUUGUGAAGCUUAUGAUGAUCCAAAAGAAAUAUCUUUUGAUCAUGAUGAAAAUAAAUAUAGAAGAAAAUCUGCCAUUGAAUGGUUCUUAAGAUGGUGGAAAUUGAUAGUUAGUCCACCAACACGGCGUAGAAACUCACCUGGACCAUUGUACAAGAGAUAUGCAGUGCUAGGUAUUAUGGGUAUAUUAGCUUUUAUCGGAAUGUUAAUUCUCUUCUCAUGGCUCGGAAGGAUGGCUACAGAUGGCGAUCCAAGUUACGAUCUUCAUGCGGAUCCUAAUAUUUUAGUCGCCGACAAAUCUGCUGGUAUUUAAUAUUCUCUAGUUUUUUUAAAAUCAAAAUUUAAAAAAACUAUGAGAAUAUAAUAUAAAUGAAGCAUAUAAUAUGUGUGGAAGCAAUAAUUGAAGCUUGUAAAAUAAUGGAAUAACGAGUAUAGUCGAACGAAUAUGUAUUCAUUGUUUUAUAAUUUCAUUCUAAAAGAAUAAUUAGCAUAAGAUAUAAUGUAUUGCUAGCCUUAAUAUCUGUUGAUUUUUGUGUAAAGUAUACCUUAAUAUUAAGCUGUAUAUUUCGAUCUGUAAAGACUUAUAAAUUUACAAAAAAUUUUGUGAUUAUAUGAAUCAGUUAGUUUUUUAUAUCAUCAUGCGCGAAGAUUAAACGAAAACAGUUCUUAUAUUCCCGAUAUUAUUGCCGUCAAUAGAAAUAAGCUAUAUUCAGAAAAGAUUUUAUUGUGAUAGCGGUUUUAAUCAGAAACACAUAAUUUUAUUAUUUAUGUUAUUACAUUUAUUUUAAAAUAACAUUAAAAUCUAAUUAAACUGACUGUUCUCUAAUAUUCUCCAAAUUCUAAUAUUUUCAAUUUUGUUAAAAGGAGUAGGAAUACAUGUAUUAAAAUAAGAAAUCCUUUCAGUUGUUUUUAAUAAUAUUUUUAUUAUAGAAAAAAAUUAUAGCAGAAAAUUAUCCUAUUUCUUUUAUUCAUGCGUGAUUUGACAUUUUUACAAUUUAAAUGAGAAUUUCACUAUAAAUCCAAGAGAGAAUGUUCAUGAAAUAUUAAAGUCUCUUAACAGAUCAAACUGAUAUAUUGAAUUAAUUUUAUAUUAAAGAAAAAUACUUUAUACAAAAAAAAAAAAUGAAAAAAAUAUCUUUACUUUUGUAAUAAAUAGAAAUAUUAUAUCACGCUUAAAUAAUUGUUAUUUUGUUUAGAAAUUGCACAAAUUUUAUAAAUUUUCUUUCGAAUUUUAAAAGAAUCACUGUGAACUACAGUAGAA